Fragaria vesca subsp. vesca is the source of this 6462-nucleotide messenger RNA. RefSeq lists its product as uncharacterized. NCBI's taxonomy places the organism in Eukaryota, Viridiplantae, Streptophyta, Magnoliopsida, Rosales, Rosaceae. Gene Ontology annotation, cellular component: plasma membrane. Gene Ontology annotation, molecular function: actin filament binding. The transcript has 5 exons. The coding region runs from base 388 to 6327 and encodes 1979 amino acids. The record is from RefSeq and is a predicted model, not a curated record.
CUGAUCACAACUCCAUUACCAGUGUUUUCAUUCUUUUGGCAUCUACCUGAUCCAAAUAGAGUGGAAAGAAUCUCUCUUUUUCAGUUUUCAUUGAAACCCAAUUGCUUGCUUUGAAUGUGAAUCAGUGAAUGGUGUUGUAUGUAUCCCCAGUAGUACUGAAUCAGUCAUAUAGUUCAGUUGCUGAUUACAAAUCCUGCAUCUGCUAUCAUUCCAAUUCUUUUGGUGCAAGAAGCAAGGAGCAAAAGACAGAACUGCAAAGCCUUGGCAGUGGAAGCUCAUUGAACCGAUACUCUGGCCUGGAUCCAUUUGCUGAGGCUUUGUUACUUGUAUAGGGACCCAUCAUUUGCCAAGUCAAAACCAGUUUUGUUGUUGUGCUGUGCCGGAAUCAUGGCAACCCUGUUACAAUCCGAGUCCAGACGCUUGUAUUCUUGGUGGUGGGAUAGUCACAUUAGCCCAAAGAACUCAAAAUGGCUUCAGGAAAAUCUUACAGAUAUGGAUGCUAAAGUCAAAGCAAUGAUAAAGCUCAUUGAAGAAGAUGCAGACUCUUUUGCAAGGAGAGCAGAAAUGUACUACAAGAAACGCCCCGAGCUCAUGAAACUGGUUGAGGAGUUCUAUAGAGCUUAUCGUGCAUUGGCUGAGAGGUAUGAUCAUGCUACUGGGGAGCUGCGCCAGGCUCAUCGAACCAUGGCAGAAGCAUUUCCCAACCAAGUACCUUAUGAACUGGCCGAUGAAUCAUCCUCCUGCUCUUAUGGCCCAGAGGCUGGACCUCAUACACCAGAAAUGCUGCAUCCAGUUCGUGCCUUAUUCGACUCAGAUGACUUGCAUAAGGAUGCAUUGGGACUCUCUUCAACUGAUUUACAUGCUUUGAAAAGGAAUGGAGGCUCCGACUCUGGAAUAAGCAAAAGAGGUCUGAAGCAGCUCAAGGAAAUGUUCGAUCCAGGAGAAGAAUUUAUUCCACCGAAGGUUGCGGAGGGAAGAUUUACAGGAGGCUUGAGUUUUCAUGAAGCAGAUGAGAGCAAACCAAAGUUACAGAACGGGUAUUCUCAAUUAACAAGUGAGAACCAGAGUCUAAAGAACCAGCUCCUCUCUCAAUCUGAGCGUGCUGCAAAAGCUGAAACUGAAAUUCAAAUCUUACACAAAACUCUAUCUGAGAUACAAGUUGAAAAGGACACAGUCCAUCUUCAGUACCAGCAGAGUUUGGAGAAGUUAUCUGAGCUGGGUAAAGAACUGAACAGUGCUCAAGAGGCUGCUGGAGGGCUCAAUGAACGAGCCAGCAAAGCUGAUAUUGAAAUUACAAUACUGAAGGAAGCCCUUGGGGAAUUAGAAGCUGAGAGAGAUGCCGGUCUUCAUCAGUACAAUCGGUGCUUGGAAAGGAUAUCUAGCAUGGAGACCAUGUUAUCUUUUUCCCGGGAGGAUGCAAAAGGGCUUAAUGAGCGAGCUGUUAAAGCAGAAACUGAAGCUCAAAAUCUCAAGCAAGAACUUUUCAAAUUAGAGGCAGAAAAGGAUGCCUGUUUUCUCAAGUACAAGCAAUGUCUUGAGAAGAUAUCUGCUUUGGAGGCUACAAUCUCACUUGAUGAAGAAAAUGCCAGAAUCCUUAAUGACCAAAUUGAAAGAGCUGAAAAUGAAGUUAGAUCACUAAAGGAAUUGGUUGCUGUACUGAAGGAAGAGAAAGAGUCUGCAGCUCUACAAUUCAAGCACUACAUGGAUACAAUAGCUGAGAUGGAAAGAAAACUUUCACAAGCUCAAGAGGAUGCGGAAAGAUUGAACAGUGUAAUUUUGACAGGGGCAGCAAAGUUAAAGGGUGCCGAAGAACAAUGUGUUCUCUUGGAGAGAUCAAAUCAGUCCCUGCGGUUAGAGGCAGAUGGUUUGGUGAAGAAGAUUGCAACUAAAGAUGAAGAACUUUCAGACAAAAAUGAUGAGAUGGAGAAACUUCAGAAUCUAAUGCAAGAGGAGCACUUGCGGUUUGUGCAAGCUGAAGCCACUCUCCAAUUUCUGCAGAAGUUGCACUCUCAAUCCCAAGAAGAGCAGAAAGCUUUAGCUUUGGAGUUCAAAAAUGGGCUUCAGAUGUUGAAGGACUUGGAGAUGAGCAAACAUGGUGUGGAGGAUGAUAUGCAAAGGGUUAAGGAAGAAAAUAAGAGCUUGAAUGAACUGAACUUCUCUUGCACUAUCUCCAUUAGGAACCUGCAAGAUGAAAUAUUUAGCAUGAAGGAGAUGAAAGAGAAACUUGAAGAGGAGGUUAAGCUUAAAACAGACCAAAGCAAUGCUCUCCAGAGUCAAAUUUCCCAUUUGGAGGAUGAAAUUAAGGGGUUGAGUGGAAGAUAUCAGGCUAUAGUGGAGCAAGUGGAAUCAGUAGGUUUAACUUCUGAACGCCUUGGAUCGUCGGUGAAAGACUUGCAAAAUGAAAAGUCAAGGCUAGAGGAUAUCUGCACAAGGGAUAGAGAGGACAGAGAACAUCUUUAUGAGAAGUUGAAGGAUAUGGGCAAACUUUCAAAGGAGAAUGCUGUUCUGGAGGGUUCACUUGCAGGUUUGAAUGGGGAGUUGGAGGGUUUGAGAGGGAAGGUCAAGGAAUUGCAGGAGUCUUGCCUCUUCCUCCAAGGAGAAAAAGCCACUCUUGUUGCUGAGAAAUUCGCCCUGCUUUCCCAGUUGCAAAUUAUCACUCAGAAUAUGCACAAGCUUUUCGAGAAGAACUCCUUGCUGGAAAGUUCCCUCUCUGGAGCAAACAUUGAGCUUGAAAGGUUGAGGGCAAGAGCAAAGAGCUUAGAGGAGCUGUGCCAGGUACUUAAUAAUGAGAAGUCCAAUCUUCUUAAUGAGAGAGGCACCUUGGUGUUUCGGUUAAAUGAUGUUGAGGAGAGACUGAGAGGCCUGGAGAAGAGGUUUAAAAAAUUAGAGAAGAAGUAUUCUAAAAUGGAGAAGGAGAAAGAGUCCACCCUUGAUGCAGUAGAAGAAUUACGGGAUUCCUUGCAUGCAGAAAAACGAGAGCGUGCUAGUUAUAUUCGGUCAAGUGAAUCGCGAAUGGCAGGUUUGGAAAGCAAUGUCCAUCUCCUGCAGGAGGAGAGAAGGUUGGGAAAGAAAGAAUUUGAAAAAGAACUAGAUAAAGCUGUGAAUGCCCAGAUUGAGAUCUUUAUCCUUCAGAAGUUUAUUCAAGAUCUGGAAGAGAAGAAUUCGACAAUAUACAUUGAAUGUCAGAGACAUAUUGAGGCCUCCAAGUUUUCUGAUAAGCUGAUCAAAGAGUUGGAGAGUGAAAAUCUUGAGCUACAGGUGGAAGAAGAAUUCUUAGUAGAAGAAAUUGAAAAGUUGAGGCUGGGAAUUUAUCAAGUGUUCAGGGCUCUGCAGAUUGAAACAGGUUCACAUGAAGAUAAGGUUGAGAGAGAAAAAGUACUUGUACUGCACAUUUUGAAUGCUAUCAAGGACUUGAAAAGUUCUCUGGUGUGGAGCAAAGAUGAGGAGCAGCAGUUGCUGGUUGAGAAUUCAGUGCUCCUAACUUUACUUGGGGAGCUAAGCUCAGAAGGUGCAGAGAUAGAGUCGGCAAAACAAACUUUGGGGCAGGAGUAUGAGGUAAUGGCAGACCGUUGUGCUAUGCUACAAAAUAACAAGCAUGAGCUUCUAGAGAUGCAAAGGCAGUUGAGGUUGGAAGUGACUGAGAAAGAGCAAAAGGAGGAAACAUUAGAGGCUGAAUUGAAAAGUCUUCAAGGUAAGCUGAAGAGUCUGCAAGAUGCAUACCAAAUUUUGCAGGAAGAACAGUCCAAGGUGCUUGAAGAGAGGAGAUCCUUGCUUGAGAAGCUUUUGGACCUGAAAAAGAAAAAUAAAAUCCUUGAAGAGGAUAAUGAUGUUAAUUUUCAUGAAGCACUAGCUUUCAGCAACCUCUCUAUGGUUUUAGAGAGCUUCACAAUUGAGAAAGUUGUGAAACUAAAAGCACUUGCUGACGAUCUUGAUGAUCUUGCUGCUACUAACAAUGACCUCAAAGAUGCAGUUGGAACGUUGGGGGAGAAGUUAGUGGUGAAAGAAGUAGAGAAUCAACAUCUGAAUGAGAUGGUUCAAUUUUUGGACAAGGAACUUUAUGAAGCCAAUGACUUAAAUGGUAUAUUAAGCCAUCAAAUUUCAAGUGUAAAGGAUUCUCUCAAACAGAAAACCAUGAAGCUCUCAGAGGUAGAAGAGAAGCUUCAAAAGACAGAGAGCUUGAAUGUGGAAUUAUGCAGAACUGUUGAGGAGCUGAAGAUGGAAUAUGAAGAGUCCAAAAUAAUGAGUCAUAAUUGUGAGAAGCAGAUUCUCCAACUAUCUGAAGUCUGCAGAAAUCAGAAGAAGGAAAUGAAUAGCCUUUGCGAAGCAAAUGAAAUUCUGGAGGAUGAAAUCUUAUGUAAAGCUAUUGAAAAAGAAAUAGAAACUCUGCACCUGAAUGAGACAGUCCAUUUGUUGGACAGAGAAUUGUGUGAAGCGAAGCACUCGAAUGAACAACUGAGCAAUCAAGUUUUAGUUGGAAAAGAUUGUCUGAAACAGAAAACUACGGAGCUUUCAGAAGCAGAAGAGAAGCUUAGACAGAUAGAAGACUUGAAUGUUGACCUAUGCAGAAAUGUUCAGGAACUGAAGGUGCAACAACAAGAAUCAACAUUCACAAGAGAAACUUACGAGAAAGAGAUUGUGGAACUUCUUAAAGAUAACACAGAUCAGAAAAUGGAAAUUGAGAUCCUUCAUGAAGCAAACGGAACUCUAGAGAGUGAAGUGGGUGUCUUAUGUGAAGCAAUUGAAGAAUACAAAAUUCGAGAAGACUUUAUGAGUUCAGAGCUGCAAGAAAGAAGCAAUGAGUUUGAACUCUGGGAGGCUGAGGCUACUACUUUCUACUUCGAUCUUCAUAAUUCUGCUGUCCGUGAAGUUUUUCUUGAAGAUAAGGUUCAUGAGCUUACAGAAGUUUGUGAGAGAAUUAAAGAUGAAGAUGCUGCAAAAUCUGUGGGGAUCGAACAGAUGAAAGAAAGAGUUGGCAUCUUGGAAAGUGAAGUUGGAGGUUUGACGUCUCAGUUGUCUGCAUAUGCUCCUGCUAUAGCCUCUUUGAGAGAGAAUGUAAUUUCUCUUCAGCAUAAUGCCCUUCUUAGAAACAAGCUCUUUGUGGAAGACAACCAGCAACACAAGGAUGAUGACCUGCCAAAGAAUCUAUAUCAGAGGAGCUCUCAAGGUUACAAAGAAGACCAAAGCACUUUGUUGCCACAUGGAAUUUCUGAAUUGGAAGAAAUGCAGACUAUGAUCAAAGAAGUCGAAAAGGCAGUUAUUGAAGAAACAAAAAGGCUUUCAAUUGAAUUAAUUGAAAAGGAAAUGGUGGAAGAAAUUGAAAGGCUUACAACAAAGGAAAGGGCAGAGGCUUUGGUGCAGACUGAAGAAGUAAAAUCAAAAGGUAACUUGCAUCAAGAAAAUGGUAGUAAAGGAGAAGAGGCGGAACAUGUGAUUGAGUACACUGAUGAUACUCUGAAGAGGAGUAAACCUGAAAAAAGGCUUUUGACGAAAGACAUUCCGCUUGAUCAUGUUUCAAAUUCUUCAUUCUAUGGAAGAAGCAGAAGAAAGAGUGGCAGGGCUGAUGAUCAGAUGCUCGAGUUAUGGGAAGCAGCUGAGCAGCAUUGCGUCCAGGAUCCAGGGGCCAAUAUCUGGAAAAACCAGGCAUCUCCACCAACUGAAGAUGUUACUCCCUACCCUCGGUUGGCAAACUCAAGGAGGACAAGUCGAAAGUCUUCUUCCGAAGUUCAGGUUGAGAAGGACUUGGGCAUUGACAAGCUGGAAGUGUCCUACAAUAUUCGACAACCAAGUCGCGAUGGCAAGAAGGAAAAGAUCUUGGAGAGGCUUGCUUCUGAUGAUCAGAAACUGAUGAGUCUACAAACGUCUGUGCAAGACUUGCAUAAGAAGGUGGAGACCAACAAGAAGGGUAAGAAGAUCAACAGCUCUGAAUAUGAGACAGUGAAAAGACAGUUGCACGAAGUUGAGGACGCAGUUGUGCAGCUGGUGGAUGUUAAUGAUCAGUUGAAAAAGGAUGUUGAAGAGUUUCCAUCUUUGGACGAGCAGACAUCCAUAGAGUUGGAGGAGGCAGGAAAUGUACGCAGAGAGAAAGUAACCGAACAAGCAUGGAAAGGAUCUGAGAAGAUUGGAAGGCUGCAGUUUGAGCUGCAGAACAUCCAAUAUGUUUUGGUGAAAUGGGAGGGUGAAAAGAAACGGAAAGGGAGGCAUGGAUUUUAUGUGAGUAGAACAGGUCUUCUCCUGAGGGAUUUUAUUUACAGUGGCAGAAGUAGUAGUGAAAGGCGCAAGAAAGGUUGUUUAUGUGGUUGCAUGAGACCAUCAGCAAAUGUUGAAUAAGGUAGCCCUCUUGGAGGAAAAGCCUUCCUUUUAUUUUCUGUAAGUUAGUGAAAAAUAUUGAACUGUAUUAGCAUCUGGAUGCUCAUGCUCUGUAAGAGUAAGGUUUUCCCUAACCAUAAUAAUCUGCAGCUUCGU